This is a messenger RNA of Solanum lycopersicum (tomato), 868 nucleotides long. Its product is annotated as glycine-rich protein 2-like. Gene Ontology annotation, molecular function: nucleic acid binding; zinc ion binding. The record is from RefSeq and is a predicted model, not a curated record. NCBI's taxonomy places the organism in Eukaryota, Viridiplantae, Streptophyta, Magnoliopsida, Solanales, Solanaceae.
CUGGAACAUUGAAAACUCACAAGUCACAACACCAAAAGAGUAAAAAAAAGAGUUUUUGCCUUGUUUUAGGGAUUUUCUGUGAGGUUGUAGCUAUGGCGUCCGAGGGUAAUAAGGGUCAAAGGCAAAAGGGUACUGUUAAAUGGUUUAGCGAUCAGAAAGGUUUUGGUUUUGUUACUCCAAAUGAUGGCGGACCGGAGCUAUUCGUUCACCAAUCGGGGAUUCGGUCCGAGGGGUUCCGCAGCUUGGCAGAUGGAGAACCUGUGGAAUUUGAGGUUGAAUCCGGUAACGAUGGCCGUACGAAGGCCGUCGAUGUUACCGGUCCUGAUGGUGCUCCUGUUAAGGGAGGAUCUCGUGACGCUGGUGGCGACCGCUAUGGUGGAGGCGGGAGGUAUGGCGGUGGUUACGGCGGGAGGUAUGGUGGUGGCGGCGGUGGAGGAGGGAACUGUUACAAGUGUGGUGAGGAGGGGCACUUUGCACGAGAGUGCAGCCAAGGUGGCGGCGGCGGCGGAGGACGUUAUGGUGGUAGCGGCAGUGGAUCAUGCUACAAGUGCGGGCAGGAAGGGCACUUUGCUCGUGAAUGCACCAACAGCAGCAACCGCUGAAGAUUGGUGGUGUGAUGUUGCACUCUUUUUAUUUAUGUUUAUUUUAUGUUGAAUUUUGAAUUUUGUUGACAGGAAGCAACCAUUUACUAUUUUUGAAUGAUCAUCGAUCACGAUAAUUAGUAUGUGGUUCAUUCCCUUGCUAUUUUAUGUUUAUUAGGAUAGUAGUACUUUUUAUUUUGAAUAUUUUGACAAUGUAGCUUAUAUACUACAUGUAUUUUGAAAUAUUAUGAUUAAUAAUAAAGUACUUAAAUGUCUUUUUAUGCAAA